AUGGCACACUUGGGCUAUUUGGAAAUCAUCCUAGCAGCCGUAUGCUUUCUGGUUCUAUGGACUUCAAAGCCAGCUUAUAAGGGGCUCCCGUGGAGCUGGCCGGUAGUCCGAAUGCUGCCGGGUCUCCUGAGUAGGGUUGGCCGGAUUCACGAAACUUGUACGGAGGUUCUCGGCCUAACUGAUGGUACUUUUCUAUUCAAAGGUGUUUGGUUUGCUAAUAUGGACAUGUUGGCCACGGUUGAUCCUGCCAAUGUGCACCAUAUACUGAGUGCAAACUUUUCAAAUUUUCCUAAAGGCCCCAAAUUCAGGAACAUCUUUGAUGUUCUUGGAGAUGGAAUUUUCAAUUCUGACUUGGAUUCAUGGAAAAACCAGAGGAAAAUCGCCAGAGCUUUGAUCAAUCAUCAACAAUUUCAUCGGUUCUUGGUGAAAACUAGCCGGGACAAGGUGGAGAAAGGGCUGAUCCCUAUUCUAGACCAUUUCUCCAAACAAGAACAAGUGAUGGACAUUCAAGAUUUAUUCCAGAGACUUACAUUUGAUAGUAGUUGUAUAUUAUUUACAGGCUACGACCCGGGUUGUCUCUCUCUCGAUUUCCCUGAUGUUCCAUUUAUGAAGGCCGUUGAUGCUGCUGAAGAAGCCAUAUUCAUGCGCCAUGUAGUGCCUGAGAGCCUUUGGAAGUUACAAAGGUGGCUGAAUAUUGGAGAGGAGAAAAAAAUGCACAAAGCUUGGGUCACCCUAGACCAUGUUAUAUCUAAAUACAUAUCAAUGAAACGAGCUGAGCUGAGCCUGAACAAAACGAAAGAAGAUCAGGAAGAGGGUUUUGAUUUGUUAACGUCGUACAUCAAUGAAGAAUAUGAGAUAAAAAAGAAUAGUCUAGUGCACGAUCAGAGUCAGACUCCUUUUAAUAUGGGUUUUAGGGAGAGAACGGAGUUAAAACCCCAGGAUAAACUCUUAAGGGAUAAUAUACUGAAUCUGAUGAUUGCAGGGAGAGACACUACAAGUUCAGGUCUGACUUGGUUUCUAUGGCUUGUUUCUACUCAUCCACAGGUAAAAGUGAAGAUCAGGGAAGAACUCAAAUCAGCUAUACCAUCAAAAGAACCCGAAAAUCGGAGGCUCUUCAACACAGAAGAGCUAAGCAAGAUGGUUUAUCUGCAUGGUGCACUGUGUGAAUCACUAAGGCUCUAUCCCCCAGUUCCUUUCCAGCACAAAGAGCCUCUUCAACCAGAUACUCUUCCAAGUGGCCACCAUGUUCAUCCAAAGAUGAAGGUGAUGUUUUCUCUGUAUGCAAUGGGGAGAAUGGCAUCAAUCUGGGGCGAUGACUGUUUAGAUUUCAAGCCUGAGAGAUGGAUCUCCGAGCGUGGAACGAUCAAACACGAACCUUCGUAUAAAUUCUUGGCGUUCAAUGCUGGACCAAGGACUUGUUUGGGGAAGGAAGUGGCUUUCACUCAGAUGAAGGUUGCUGCUGCUGCUGUAAUCCAUAACUAUGAUGUUGAAGUGGUUGAAGGGCACCUUGUGGAGCCAAAUGUUUCUAUUAUUCUUUAUAUGAAGUAUGGGUUAAAGGUUAGGGUUACUAAGAGAUGGUCCUAA
Messenger RNA from Ilex paraguariensis (yerba mate), 1584 nucleotides. NCBI's taxonomy places the organism in Eukaryota, Viridiplantae, Streptophyta, Magnoliopsida, Aquifoliales, Aquifoliaceae. The record is from the annotation of a GenBank genome assembly.